AUGACCUUUCCGGGCGCCGACACCAUGAAGGGCGGCGCCAUUGGCGACGACAUCUUCCUGCCCAUCCUCGACUUGACGCUGAGUCUGCCUGGAGGGAGCCCUUCUAUUCCCGAUCGUACCGGUGAGGGCGUGAUGGCCCCGUCCGAGCUGUCUACGGAUUCAUCGUCUGGCAUGGUCAUCUUCAGGCUGUGGCGGCCGUUGCGCUUCGAUCGUACGGGUAUAUUGCUUUCAAACCGCUCAACCAUGGUUGGCAUAAAGCCUUUUUUUCUUUCUUUGCUCCUCCCCUCAAAUCCAAUUAAAGCUCUCUGUGUUCCGCCCCCCUUUUUUGUGACCCUUUUGUUGCUGUGCUUUGCUCGACGGAUUUACCGCGCGGAUGUUUUAUCUGAUGUUUCGGUUUCUUCUCAACGUCGCAUGUUAGCGCGGGGGAGCGUCAGGCAAGACAGAUGUAUUUCGGAGGCCGCGGCAGCUUUCUAUUUAUCUAGUUGUUCGUGUACGUUAGAUAUUCGCCGAAUUGUUCGUAUAUAA
Trichophyton rubrum CBS 118892 is the source of this 525-nucleotide messenger RNA. RefSeq lists its product as uncharacterized. The record is from RefSeq and is a predicted model, not a curated record. The transcript has a single exon. Bases 1 to 525 code for a protein of 174 amino acids. NCBI's taxonomy places the organism in Eukaryota, Fungi, Ascomycota, Eurotiomycetes, Onygenales, Arthrodermataceae.